UCAAUUUGAGUAGAAGCAAGACUUUGGAUCUUCACUUUUGUCUCAGUAGCGUUGGCUCUGCAUGACGUUUUCAUUAAUUACUUUGCAGUAUUUGCAUACAAAUGCAUUAUGAAUAUUGUUUCAACUAUUAAAUUAUUGUUUGGAAUGUUUUUAUGCCUGGUUUUCCUGCGGGGUUUUUGUUUUUUUGUGUCUUUUGCUGAAGGUGACUUGAAGUGUUCUGUUUUUAUUUUUCUUAAAUUGUAAACAGAAGUUUUGACGAUGGGCUCUGGUGUUGUUCUCUGCUUGAAUGCAUGUUUCUAGAGAUGCACGUUACCUUUUGCUUUUCUUUCUUUUUUCAAACUGACACCGAUAACUUUGUGCUUCUCAAGACCGAUAUGGUACCGAUAACUGAUUACUUUUUUUAGAUCUGCUUUUUCAAAUUUAAGUGUAGUUUGUGCACACCUGGAGGUAAGAAGGACUGGAACAAAUUAGGAUUGGACCAAGUGUACCUGUUGAUUUGUCCUAAUCAAAUAUGAUGACAUGACUACUACCACAUCACUACUACCAGGAGAACCAGAGUAUAGAGAGGAGGGAACCACCUCGAGUGGCCCAGCACUACAUUAUUGGAGCCCUCUAGGCAUGACAUAACACCCCUAUCAUCACCUUUACACUCAUAUUACCCAAUAUAGUACAUAUAAUAAUAAUAAUAAGAGAAAGUAAGAAAUAUUGUGCAUAGAAAACCUAUUUAUGACCGUCUAAAUACGUUUUUUUUUAACAUUAUUAGAGCCCUCUAGACAUGACAUAACACACCUUUAGUCACUUUUCAAAUGCCGCGGCCUUAGCAUUUCAAUGUCUGAUAUGUUUUUUUGUUUAUUCUUCCUGUAUGUUUGUUUCCAAGUGAGCUCCGGGGACCGUGAGGCGGGUAACAUCACAGGCGGGGGGAAAGAGGAGCGCUUGAUUUGUCAACUUGCACAGCAAUCUCGCCUGAUGGGAGCGUUUUAUCGGUUAUUGGAGCUAUUUUGAGUGUUAUCGGAUUCAUCGGUACGACGUCAUAAUUCCCUCAUAUCGCCCGAUAAUUAUCGUGCACCCCUGCGUUUCCUUUUUUUUUUGCACAAACAAAACAACAACACAUACAUCUCCUUCCUUCUUUCCGUUCCUUUCAGGAAUAAGUCAAAUUUUUCCACAGACUAUGAACAUCUUCAGUUAGCUAGUUUGAUGCCGUAGCUUGUUACGAGCCACACACCUACAUGAAUUACAGCUGGAGUUUCCCAAAAGGAUCAAGUUCUCUUUUUUUAGAUUUGAAAAUGAAGUUUCAACCUAAAUAACCUCAAGUUGACUUUAAUGUUUAAUUCCUCUAGCACAUGAGUAAAAUAAAAUAUAUUCAGAAAAUCGUACUAUUUGUCUUUUUCUUUUUUUAAUGGGCUUCCUGUUAUGUUUGCGUGUGGGAAGGAGCACGUGUUCGUGACGUACGUAAGACUUAAAGCGCAUGCGUGACGCUGCACCUGAAAACGGAAGUAAAAACUCUACAGGAGGACGUUUGUUGGAACUUGUUUGCCCCUUUGGAGCCGUCUCUCUCAAGCCAACAUGGCAAACGGACGCAUCGAAAUCCACGACCCCUUCGCCAACGGCAACAACCUCAGCAGCAGCAGCAGCAGCAGUGGCGCUGCUGCCGACAGCCGGGAAGCUACCUCAGAUGCAGAGAACCUGCGGAACAUCGUGGAAUUCCGCCUCAUGAUGGCGUACGCAAAGAGGCGGCGGAGGAGAAAAUGCAGCGAGUCGUCCUUGGAGGGGUCCCUGGAGGCUCAAAUGGGCUGCUUGGACUCCGGCGACAAGAGCGAAGAAGAGAAGGCAUCUACAAAGAAGAAGAAGAGGAGGUGGAAACGUCUGACGAGCAUUUUGAGAUGCAUCAAGCCUGAGACGGGGGAAGCUCGGAGAGCCCCUGAGAGAGGAGGUGAUUUCAUCUGUGCCCAAGGUCCUGCAGACAGACAUAUCAUCAUCAACCAAGGUCCUGCAGACGUCCCCUCAGGUGAUGUGGAGGGGGCGGACGAGAUAGACAAGGUGGCCUGCAGGCUGACGGACAUCGCCGAUGACAUCCCCUUCGCCCCGCCGGAAGUGGAGCUGGAUUCUCCGGAAGAGGACGCCAACGUGGAGAAGCUGAUUGGCCUCCUUCUGAGGGAGUGUGGAGACAGCCUGGACCAGAAGGUCACCAACGAGCUCAGAGACGCUUUAACGGCCAUGGAGCUUUUCUGGAACUACGGCUUCUUUGAGAGGUUGAUCCAGACCGUCCUGAUGAGGUUGGGCCUCUUCAACCCUGACCCUGAAGCUCCCGGUCCUCAAACGUCACCCAAGACUCAGAUUGCCGUCGCUUGCGAGGUCACCAGUCGCCUGUCUGCUGCUGACACGCUGCCUGUGAACCGCCUGAUGGGAUACGGCGCCACCUACCUGCAGAAUCACUUCUCCUCCUGGGCCAAGCAGCAGGGCGGUUAUGAGGCGGCCUUUAGCUGUGAAGAAGAUGAUGAUGAUGAUGAUGAUGGCGAUGAUGUGCAGUGAUGGCCGCCAUCUCGGCUAUCGCUGCUACCGAUGCUUGUUUACACAUUUUUGCACCUUCCGUCUUACACUGGAAGCGGACACAAAGUGGUGAUCCGUGCAGCAGAGGGAAUAAUAAGCACAUUUAUUAUGUCUCAGUAUUGUGACUGUUAGCAAAGUAACCCAUCCUAUUUUGAUAAAGGAGUGUGAAAGAUACGUUCUGUCGCUUGGCUAAUAUGUUGGACCGAAUGGAUGUAUACUAAUCAGUGAGCAUGAAUAAAAAUUGAAGUUUAAUUUCAAGCAUUUUCACGUUUGAAGCUGUCCAGGCUGAAUUGUUUGUG
Messenger RNA from Dunckerocampus dactyliophorus (ringed pipefish), 2846 nucleotides. Its product is annotated as apoptosis facilitator Bcl-2-like protein 14. Gene Ontology annotation, biological process: regulation of apoptotic process. Lineage: Eukaryota; Metazoa; Chordata; Actinopteri; Syngnathiformes; Syngnathidae. Bases 1564 to 2529 code for a protein of 321 amino acids. The transcript is spliced from 7 exons. The record is from RefSeq and is a predicted model, not a curated record.